CUCGGGGCUUUUUUUUUUCCUUACUCUUCCCUCCACUGCAGACCUCUAAAAUUUUAACCACUCCCACCUCGGCGCUGGAGUGAUUUUAGAAUUUCUUCUGUUCUUCCCAAAUUUCCAUUCAACCCAUUUUUCUUUUCACUUUUUUGAAUCCCUAGGACCUUAAUACAGUCUUUAGUGAUCUUUUACCAUGUCUGACGAAGUCUACGAAGGUGCCGUUGGCAUCGAUCUUGGCACGACCUACUCUUGUGUUGCCAACUAUGAGGGCACCAAUGUCGAAAUCAUCGCCAACGAGCAGGGUAGCUAUACCACCCCGUCGUUCGUCUCCUUCACCGACAAGGAGCGUCUGAUUGGCGAGGCCGCGAAGAACCAGGCUGCCAUGAACCCGAGGAACACUGUCUUCGAUAUCAAGCGUCUUAUCGGUCGGAGAUACGAGGACCCCAUUGUCAAGAAGGAUGUUGAAUCUUGGCCUUUCAAGGUCAUCGACCAGGGUGGAAACCCCAUCGUGGAGGUUGACUACCUUGGCGAGACCAAGACUUUCUCUCCUCAGGAAAUCUCUUCCAUGGUGUUGAUGAAGAUGAAGGAGGUUGCGGAGACCAAGCUGGGCAAGAAGGUCGAAAAGGCCGUCAUCACUGUCCCGGCUUACUUCAAUGACAACCAGCGUCAGGCUACCAAGGACGCUGGUGCGAUUGCCGGCCUCAACGUUCUCCGUAUCAUCAACGAGCCCACUGCCGCCGCCAUUGCCUAUGGUCUUGGCUCUGGAAAGUCUGACAAGGAGCGUAAUGUCCUGAUCUAUGAUCUUGGUGGUGGUACUUUCGAUGUCUCUCUCCUCAACAUCCAGGGCGGCGUUUUCACCGUCAAGGCCACUGCUGGUGACACCCAUCUUGGUGGUCAGGACUUUGAUACCAACCUCCUUGACUUCUUCAAGAAGGAGUUCCAGCGCAAGACUGGAAAGGACCUCUCCGGUGAUCCCAGGGCUUUGCGCCGCCUGAGAACCGCCUGUGAGCGUGCCAAGCGCACUCUGUCCAACGCCACUCAGACCACUGUCGAGAUCGAUUCUCUGUUUGAUGGCGAGGAUUUCAACUCCUCUCUCACCCGUGCUCGUUUCGAGGAUCUCAACGCCAAGAGCUUCUCUGGUACUCUGGACCCUGUCCAGCAGGUCCUGAAGGACUCCGGUCUCGGUAAGAAGCAGGUUGAUGAGAUCGUGCUUGUCGGUGGUUCCACCCGUAUCCCUCGCAUCCAAAAGCUCCUGAGCGAUUUCUUCGAUGGAAAGAAGCUAGAAAAGAGCAUCAACCCCGAUGAGGCCGUUGCCUACGGUGCCGCUGUUCAGGCUGGUAUUCUUUCGGGCAAGGCUACUUCUGCUGAGACUCAGGAUCUGUUGCUGCUCGAUGUCGUUCCUCUUUCUCUUGGUGUUGCCAUGGAAGGCAACAUCUUUGCCCCCGUGGUUGCGCGUGGCCAGACUGUUCCCACCAUCAAGAAGCGCACUUUCACUACUGUUGUGGACAACCAGACCACCGUCCAGUUCCCUGUUUUCCAGGGUGAGCGUACCAACUGCGCUGACAACACCUCUCUUGGAGAGUUCACUCUGGCGCCUAUCCCUCCCAUGAGGGCUGGUGAGGCUGCUCUUGAGUGUGUUUUCGAGGUUGACGUGAACGGUAUCCUCAAGGUCACUGCGACGGAGAAGUCCUCUGGCCGCACUGCCAACAUCACCAUCUCGAAUGCAGUUGGCAAACUUUCCUCUGGCGAGAUCGAGCAGAUGAUUGAUGACGCUGCCAAGUUCAAGUCCAGCGAUGAGGCUUUCACUAAGAAGUUCGAAUCUCGUCAACAGCUCGAGUCUUACAUCUCUCGUGUUGAGGAGAUCGUUUCCGACCCCGGAAUGUCGAUGAAGCUGAAGCGGGGCAACAAGGAGAAGAUCGAGUCUGCCCUUAGCGAUGCCAUGGCGCAGCUCGAGAUUGAGGAGUCCUCCCCCGAGGAUCUCAAGAAGAAGGAGCUCGCUCUUAAGCGACUCAUCACGAAGGCCAUGGCUACUCGGUAAAGCUGUACAGUCAGUGCUUAGACCGUACCGCAACUGAAGCCGCCCAAAGGCCUUCGUUUAUUACAUGACGAUCUUACGGAAAGGGGCCAUUUUGUUUGUUACUGCUCCUUUUUCUUUUUCUGAAAUUGGGUCUUCGUCCACACAUUGGCUUUACAUCAGGAGCGCAUUUUUUAUGAUUGGG
This is a messenger RNA of Aspergillus campestris IBT 28561, 2213 nucleotides long. RefSeq names its product putative Hsp70 chaperone (HscA) (gene hscA). The transcript is spliced from 7 exons. Gene Ontology annotation, biological process: protein refolding; vesicle-mediated transport; cellular response to unfolded protein. The record is from RefSeq and is a predicted model, not a curated record. Lineage: Eukaryota; Fungi; Ascomycota; Eurotiomycetes; Eurotiales; Aspergillaceae. Gene Ontology annotation, molecular function: ATP hydrolysis activity; misfolded protein binding; ATP binding. Gene Ontology annotation, cellular component: plasma membrane; nucleus; cytoplasm. Bases 188 to 2032 code for a protein of 614 amino acids.